AUCCAUAGUUGGAACCAGGAAAACAUUCCGCUUUUUUUGAAUGACGAGCAGUAGUGUUCAUACAGGGCGUGUUCUCGAUAUUAAGAAUAUUUCAGCGUACAGUAUGAAGUUUCUUAUUUCAGAAGGUCGCGUCAUACAGGUGAAGACAAUGCCGUAGCAAAGUCAGUAGCAGACAAAAACCAAAAGCAGAGAUUGCACGGGAUCAUUAUGAAAAUGGACGCAAUGGUUCAAUUAAUGUAUAUGUAUUUUCUGUAUUAGGCAUUAUUUUAUGUUGAUCGCAUAGGGGGCCAGUUUCACGGCAAUUAGCCAUGGGUAAUGUUAAUUUGAAACAAACAUGUCCUUGUUUGCUGAACCGCUGUCCUUGCCGGUUUAAACAACAGAUAUGCGAAAAAACUGAAGCUGACAACACAAAUACUGGAAUAGCAAAUUCUGCGCUAGAUCCGGAUGAUAUUACCAAGGCUUUGCCACCCUUACCCCCACCAGACCAAAGCCGCUACUUUGUAGCCCUGUUUGACUACAAGGCUAGGACCGAUAAAGACUUGAGUUUCAACGAAGGGGACAAGCUGGAAGUGUUGAACUCCAGUACUGGUGACUGGUGGCUGGCCAGGGCACUGAAGGAGACGUCUGGGAAGAAAGAAGGAUAUAUUCCUGCCAAUUAUGUUGCACCCAUUGAAAGCAUCGAAUCUGCACCGUGGUACUUUGGAGGAAUAAAACGAGCUGAUGCAGAAAAAGCACUUCUGUCACCAGGAAAUGAAACUGGCGCUUUCCUUAUCCGAGAAAGUGAAACUCAGAAAGGAGACUACUCACUAUCAAUUUUGGAUAAUUCCAUUGUUAAGCACUACAAAAUACGAAAGCGGGAUGCCGGGGGUUACUUUGUAUCUAAAAAAAAACAAUUGAACACAUUAAGGGAGCUUGUUGAGCACUACUCAGACACUGUGGACGGCCUUUGUGUGAAGCUUGGCUCACCAUGCAGGAAGCUGGAGAUUCCUCAGACCCAUGGCUUGUCCUACAACACAGUAGACCAUUGGGAAAUUGAACGUUCUUCUGUGAAGCUACUCACAAGAUUGGGAGCUGGUCAGUUUGGGGAUGUGCAUGAAGGACUGUGGAAUGAGACUACACCUGUUGCAGUGAAAACACUGAAGCCGGGGACUAUGGACCCCAAGGACUUCCUUGGAGAGGCACAGAUGAUGAAGAAGCUGAUACACCAGCUUAUCCAGCUGUACGCCGUUUGUACGUUACAGGAACCAAUUUACAUCAUCACCGAGCUGAUGAAAAACGGAAGCCUACACGAAUACCUACAGAAGGAUGGAGGGAGGCGGCUCCGUAUUCCUGACCAGGUAGAACAGGCUGCUCAAGUGGCUGCAGGAAUGGCUUACCUGGAGUCCCAGAACUAUAUCCACAGGGAUUUGGCUGCCAGAAACGUACUGGUUGGUGAAAAUAACAUCUGCAAAGUAGCUGACUUUGGACUAGCCAGAGUAUUCAUGGCAGAGAAUGAAGGUGUGUACGAGGCCAAACUAGGAACUAAAUUCCCUGUGAAAUGGACAGCACCUGAAGCAAUCAAUUUAAACAAAUUUUCCAUCAAAUCUGAUGUGUGGUCCUUUGGAAUCCUACUGUAUGAAAUAGUGACAUUUGCAAAGACGCCUUACCCUGGCUUGACAAACUACCAGGUGAUCCAGGAGCUGGCCAAGGGGUACAGGAUGCCCUCCCCUGCCGGCUGCCCUGCGCAGCUUUACGAGAUCAUGACUGAGUGCUGGAAAGAUGAUGCGAAUGAGCGGCCCACAUUUGAAACGCUGCAGUGGAAACUUGAGGACUAUUUCAAUUUAGAUGUCACAUCCUACCACGAUGCUUCUACGUACUAUGGAAAAUUCACUUAAAAAAAGUCAACCACUGUAAUUUUUACCAUAGUAAAUUUGCACUGUUAUGUAUGCAAUUUACUGUGCUUCCCCCAUGUGAUCCAAUACUUGUAUGUACGCAUUCACCAUGAUUUAGUGCACUUUGCUGUGCUUUUACCAUAAUAUAACACAGUCAUUUUUUACACAGUCGUUUCUUUGGGGUUACUCUAGUCUAGGAUUUUGUUUGGAAUAUAAACUGCCAUAAAUACUAACUUUGGUUUUCACCAAUUUGCUUAAAUGAAAUUUUGAUUGAACUCACACAGGAAAAUUACUGGAAAAGGUUCCUUGACAAUUUGCCUUAUGUUUCAGAUUUAAGGUACUAGAUUUUAAUAUUGGAAGAAAGGAGCAUACUUGUAAAGCCUAUGUACUGUAUGCAUGCAUUUGCCACAUUUUUUAAAUGCAAGGCAGUAUUCUAUUUCAUUGUCUUUAAAAGCUGACAUUUUAGACUGUGACAUUUGCCAGUGAGUAUUUUAUGAUUUUAUGAUAGCACUUUUUUUGCUGUAUUUAUAUUGUUUGUAAAUUUGUUGAGGAGAUGAUUGUCUAUUCAGCGACACCAAGCUAUUUACUGUAUAAUAAAAAUCCUCAGAUCCUAACCAUA
Acipenser ruthenus (sterlet) is the source of this 2490-nucleotide messenger RNA. RefSeq names its product tyrosine-protein kinase SRK2-like. Gene Ontology annotation, biological process: cell surface receptor protein tyrosine kinase signaling pathway; cell differentiation; innate immune response. Gene Ontology annotation, molecular function: signaling receptor binding; ATP binding; non-membrane spanning protein tyrosine kinase activity. The record is from RefSeq and is a predicted model, not a curated record. Lineage: Eukaryota; Metazoa; Chordata; Actinopteri; Acipenseriformes; Acipenseridae. Gene Ontology annotation, cellular component: extrinsic component of cytoplasmic side of plasma membrane.